CCAGAACAGUUUUAAUCUUCUUCAUUUCUUGCUACGUAAACUUUUCAACGAUUGCCAACAUGUUCAAUGAGCAUACUUUAGCUUAAUCAUACUUGCUCUCUAUCGUUUGUACACGAGUCACCUGAAUAAACGAUAGUACAUUUUCCUGUGUACGUGGAACGCGAUUUUUGGUCUCGUCACUAGCUGUCAGUGGAAUGUCAGACAACCUGCAAGUUGGAAAUAAAUAAUAACAAACGGAAAUUAUGGAUAAUAUGAGUUUGAAAGAGAUUCAAAGCAAGCUUUUAUUAUGGGAGGCUGCAGAAAAUCCUCUUGCACCUCUAACGUCGGAGCAGAGAGAAGCUAUCUUAGAUUUAGAGUCACUUUUACUCGGUGUAUCUAGUGACUUGGACGAUGGAACAACAGAAAAUAAUGUUGAUGAGGAGUUUGAUAAGAGUAACAUGCCCACCGUAGACACAACAUAUGACUUUCUGGAGUGGUACGAGAGUCUGUGUGACAACAAUCUGAAGACUGAUGAUGCGCCGUACGAGGCCUACCAUAAGCAGCUGGAUGAUAGAAGAAAUGAGUGUGUUGCAUUGACCAAUCAGAUUGGUGCUACAAUGUCUGAUUUGGACAAAUUGUCCGAACAAUACAACUUUGUGUCGAAUAAAACGAAUGCUCUGCACACAAUGAGUGAGCAACUGUUGGCUGAUCAAAAUAAACUGUCUAGCAUAGGUGACGACAUCAAACAGAAGCUGCACUACUUCACGCAGGUGGAACAUCUGUCCCAGCGACUGAACAGCCCCACCAUGUCUGUGAACAGCGAGACUUUCUUCAAUGUGCUCGCCAAGAUCGACGAGUGCUUGGAGUAUAUGAGAGCUAAUAGUAACUACAAGGAAUCCCACACCUACUUAGUGAAGUACCGCCACCUUCAAAGCCGUGCGAUUUCUCUCAUUCGUUCCUACGUGACCCACGUCCUGAACCACGCCACGGAACAGAUGCUAGCUCCUAAAGACGAGGACCAGAAUGACCAGGAGAACAUGGACACCGCCUAUGCUGUGUAUUUCGGGAAGUUCCAAGCCGCUGCCCCCAAGCUGAAGAUGGUUAUUGCUAUGCAUCUUUACUGUCAGACAUACAACGCGAGUACGCAGGUCGUCGCUGGCGCGUGGCGGGCGCGGCGACAGACGGCGCGGUGGCGGGGGGCCGGCGCGGGCCGGGCGGGCGCGGGCCCGGCCGGCGCGGCCCCCCCAGACCAUUGCUCGCAGCUCCGCGCUGCCUGUUCUCUACUGGCACACGCCUGUAGAGACGAGUGUGCACUCUACUAUCAUUUCUUCACAAAUCCAUCGACUGCUUUAGAUGAAUACCUACAGUCACUGUGUACGGGGCUCUACGAGUCACUGCGGUCUCAAAUAAUCCACAUCAAUCACUUGGAGACUCUCGCCGAGCUCUGCGUCAUACUCCGAGUGGAAGUCAUCGAGGAACAAGUUAAUAACGAUCCCCGGCUGGCGGCGCUGGGCCAGUGCGCGCGCGCGCUGCUGCAGGACGCGCAGGAGCGGCUGGUGUACCGCGCGCACGUGCACCUGCGGGCCGACGUCCUGCUGUACCGGCCCGCGCACGGGGACCUCGCAUACCCCAGCAAACUGAUCAUGAUGGAGCAAAUCGCAAUAUCAAUCCAAGAGCAGUCUCUCAAACGGAGCGAUUCGCGGAACUCUAUGAUAUCCGACAUCUCGGCCACGUCGCAAGAAGUAGCGAAUAUAAACGUUGAAGCCCAGAAACGACCACAAGCCUCCCCAGCAGACCUUCACGGCAUGUGGUACCCAGGAGUAAGAAGGACGUUAGCAGCACUUUCAAGACUAUACCGAUGUCUAGAGAAAAAAGUCUUCCAAGGAUUAGCUCAAGAAGCCAUUUCUCUAUGCGUCCAAAGCGUAGAUAACGCAGCCAAGCAAAUAUCGACCAACGCAACUAAUAUAGACGGUGAAUUAUUCCAAAUCAAGCAUUUAUUGAUACUUAGGGAACAGAUAGCGCCAUUCCAAGUAGAUUUUAUAGUGAAGGAAACGACUUUGGACUUUAGUAAUGUAAAGAAUGCUGCGUAUGGGUUGAUACAGAAGCCGAGGCAGAUAUUUUCUUUAAACACUAACAAUGCCUUGUUAGAGUUCCUAUUGGAAGGCACUCCGAUGGUGAGGGAACAUCUCUUGGACUCAAGGAAGGAGGUCGACAGGCAGUUAAAAAGCUGCUGUGAGCUGUUCAUCAAGGAUGCCACGGAGAUACUAGCUGGACCCAUGAUAGCUUUUAUUGAGAAGGCUACAGCAUUUGCACCAAUAGAACAGCUAAAGUCCCAGCCGUGGGCUACACCAGAAGAGAUAGCUGUGGCCGUGAAAGAAGCACAGAAGAAGAUAAAGGCCCACCUCGCUCCAUUACAGCGGUCCAUGCAACUCUACCUUGCUAACAAGGAAACCGAGUUCAUUCUAUUCAGACCUAUCAGGAACAACGUAGUCGGCUACUUCGUGCAGAUAGAACAGUUGCUAACAAACGCCGGAUAUAAUUACGAAGACACGUUGAUCGUGGCCUGUCCGACACCGGAGCAAGUUUCCGUCUUCAUAUCCUCAGCGAGCCUGAUCAGCCAUAGUGAACCAGUACAUCCGUUUGGUACUAAGGUCAAACAUAGCGUGGUUAGGAAGCCUAGCGUCACUAGCGUGCAAGAAAAGGAAGAGGUUACAGUUGGUGUCGAAGCUACACCAGAUACUGUUACUCUGUAAGCAAUUUAACAUUAGGUACAUAUUUGUUCCCUUAUCUAGUUAUACAAAAAUGUUAUAUGGCAAAUGUUUAUUUGUUUGUAUAAAGUAUGAGCGCGCUAAUCUCUGAACUCCUAGUUCGAAUUGAAUAAUUACACUGGUCGACAAGUAUUUUGUCACAGCUAAAAUAUAUAUUUUUUUUUUUAAUAGAAGUAAACAACCUGGUGACCUUAUUCUUCAUAGAAAGCCAACA
This is a messenger RNA of Spodoptera littoralis (African cotton leafworm), 2961 nucleotides long. Lineage: Eukaryota; Metazoa; Arthropoda; Insecta; Lepidoptera; Noctuidae. The record is from the annotation of a GenBank genome assembly.